Panicum virgatum (switchgrass) is the source of this 953-nucleotide messenger RNA. RefSeq lists its product as uncharacterized. The transcript has a single exon. NCBI's taxonomy places the organism in Eukaryota, Viridiplantae, Streptophyta, Magnoliopsida, Poales, Poaceae. The record is from RefSeq and is a predicted model, not a curated record. The coding region runs from base 205 to 675 and encodes 156 amino acids.
UGUCAUCAUCCACCGCGACGGCCGACGGGGCUUUGUUUUUCUUUUUUUCUUUUUUCCCCCUUUCGAGUUUGCGUGCUCCUAUUUUUCACCUCAAGGAGUCAAGGUCUUCAAAUAGUUGGUACGAGGGGGAGCCGGGAGGGGGAGGGGGAGGCAGACGGACUCUCUGGCCGGCACUCCCUCCUCGUCUGCCGGAGCCGGAGCGCAAUGCCGUGGCCCGAGGAGGCCAUGCGCCGGUCGGGGGCGCUCGUGGCGCUCGCCGCGGCGUCCGCGCUCGUGCUCGUGCUCUUCCCCGCGCCCGCCGCCGUGGACCGCAGGUACGUUGACCUCGUGCUGGCCCUGUUUUCCGCCCUGCUGCUCGGCUGCGCCGCCGUGCUCCUCUCCCCGGCGCGCCGCGCGGUUGCCCGGCUCGGGCGGCGGCCCGCGGAGGCUGCCGGGGGACCGCGAUGGGUCGGCUUCGCGGGCGUUGUGUUCUACGCGGGGUGCGUGGUCGGCGACGCGUGGAAGGAACCGGCGUCGGUGUCGGUGGGCAAGGUCGUCCGCUGCUUCCUGUUCUUCCUGGUGUUCGUGGCGGGAGUGUGGACUGUGAACAUGUCCGUGCUCGCGGGAAGGGGUUCCCGGCCGGCGGCUGUGGAAGGAGAGCUUUACGGCGGGGAGGUGGACGCCAUGCUACCGUGAUCGGCACUGCACGCGUCGUUGUCAAUUCAAAGGUUUGGAAGGUUCAAGACUCUGUCUUGACUUAUUUGGAGCCUCUGAAGUCUGAAGAUUAGCAGCUUUAUCUGAUCUUGCUUUGUAAUUUGUAUUGGUCUAGAGUCGAUCGUAGAUUCACAGUUCCACAUGUACAGUAUAGUACUUUUUUUUUAAUGUUCAGUUGCUCACACGCCAUGUAAUGUAAACCCGUGUCUGUAAUUAAUUCAGAUGAAUGCAGCUGCACAUUUUAAUAACGGGCAAACCGC